Morchella importuna is the source of this 552-nucleotide messenger RNA. RefSeq lists its product as uncharacterized. Gene Ontology annotation, biological process: carbohydrate metabolic process. NCBI's taxonomy places the organism in Eukaryota, Fungi, Ascomycota, Pezizomycetes, Pezizales, Morchellaceae. Gene Ontology annotation, molecular function: beta-glucosidase activity. The record is from RefSeq and is a predicted model, not a curated record. The transcript is spliced from 3 exons. The coding region runs from base 1 to 552 and encodes 183 amino acids.
AUGUCGCUUGCGACGCUACCAUCGCACAACGAGGAUGUUGCACUACUCAUCCUCUGCGCCAAUGCCUACCGCUUCUAUCUCUGGUCGCGUGUGAUUCCUCUUGGUCGCGAUGAUCCAGUCAAUGAAGCGGGUAUUGCAUUCUAUAAGAACUAUGUUGACACUGUAGAAGCGGGCAUACCCCUUUCCGAAGAUGUAGUGACAUCCAAGAGCGAUGUUGGCGAUUCGUCAAGAGAGCAUUUGAUUGUCGCCCACACUUGCUGCUUGGCGCACGGGCGCGCGGUGAAGGCCUAUGCGAAGACUUCAAGCCUAAAGAUAGGAAUUAUCGGUGUCACCUUAAUGGCGACUGGACCGAGCCAUGGGACCUGCCGAUCCCUCGAUGUCGAAGCAGCUGAGCGCAAGCUUGAGUUCGCAAUCUCUUGGUUCGCUGAUCCGAUUUACUUCGUUAAAUAUCCCGACAGCAUGCGGAAGCAGCUCGGUGACCGACUUCCCGGUUCACCCGAGAAGUUUGCGCUCGUAAAGGGCUCCAACGACUUUUACGGGAUGAACCACUAA